Molecule: messenger RNA, 1122 nt
Organism: Raphanus sativus (radish)
Lineage: Eukaryota; Viridiplantae; Streptophyta; Magnoliopsida; Brassicales; Brassicaceae
Exons: 2
Coding region: 1-1122 (373 amino acids)
Source: RefSeq, a predicted model, not a curated record
AUGAAUUUCAACUAUGGAAAUUCAUCUUAUAUACCAUCUUCUUCUUCUUCUUCAUCUUCUUCUUCAGAUGAUAAUUAUUACGAGGACAUACAAAACCAAGUAGUAUCUCAAAUUACUGCUAACAACAAUUUUCUCAUCACUCAUAACCUAUCUAACUCGGAGGGUUCCCACGGUGGAUCUAUUCCGGGUCAUGUAGUUAUCAACCGUGACCGAGAAACUUCUUCUCGCAAUCUGUUCAAUGAUUAUUUUUCAGAUAAUCCUUUGUUCUCGGAGACGAUGUUCCGACGAAGAUUUCGGAUGAGCCAUCCUUUGUUUAUGCAUAUUCAUGAUGCUAUACAAAGAUAUGACAACUACUUUGUCCAGCGAAGAGAUGGUGUUGGUAGACUUGGGUUGUCUGGUCUGCAAAAAAUAACUGCUGUAUUUCGGAUGUUGGCGUAUGGGUUGCCGACGGAUUCCACCGAUGAGUACAUCAAAAUAGGAGAGUCCACUGCUAUAGAAAGUAUGAAACGAUUAUGUCGUGCUGUUGUCGAGGUCUUUGGAAGUCGUUACCUUAGAACACCUGACGCUAAUGAUGUUGAACGACUACUUCAGAUUAGAGAACGCCGAGGAUUUCCAGCUGAAGGAACUGCUCCACCCGCUAAUUACGUUAUUAAUGGGAAAAUUUAUAAUACGGGUUAUUAUUUAGCUGAUGGUAUAUAUCCAAAAUGGUCCACUCUUGUUCAAACAAUUCACGAUCCACGUGGUCCCAAAAAACAAUUAUUUGCAAAGAAGCAAGAAGCUUGUAGAAAAGAUGUGGAACGUGCAUUCGGAGUAUUACAGUCACGAUUUGCAAUUGUGGCUGGACCAGCACGCUUUUGGAGUAAGAAAGUGUUACAUGAUAUAAUGACAACUUGUAUCAUAAUGCAUAAUAUGAUCAUAGAGGAUGAACGUGAUGUUGAUGCAAUAAUUGAAGAACGAACAGAAGUCCCAGCUGCUGAAGUUGAGAUGACGGGUGAAGAUGAUGCUCGAUUUCAAGAAUUCUUAGCUCGACAUAGAAAAAUUAAGGAUCGAGAAGCGCAUAUUGAACUUCGUAAUGAUUUAAUUGAACACUUGUGUUCUGAAUAUACUAAUUCUGAAAAUUAG